Syngnathus acus (greater pipefish) is the source of this 3164-nucleotide messenger RNA. RefSeq names its product lysyl oxidase-like 2b (gene loxl2b). The record is from RefSeq and is a predicted model, not a curated record. Bases 254 to 2548 code for a protein of 764 amino acids. The transcript has 14 exons. Gene Ontology annotation, biological process: peptidyl-lysine oxidation; sprouting angiogenesis. Gene Ontology annotation, molecular function: copper ion binding; protein-lysine 6-oxidase activity. Gene Ontology annotation, cellular component: membrane. Lineage: Eukaryota; Metazoa; Chordata; Actinopteri; Syngnathiformes; Syngnathidae.
GCAGCAUUUCUGCUUUCACAGCCGAGGAUCAUCUGUCUCCGUGCGCGUUUUCACGUCUUGGGCCAUCUCCAGUGAUGUCAUUGUAAAGGUGGGUGUCAGCGGGUGCGAGGAUCCUGCCCAAAGCCAGCAGUUCACAUCUGGGAGGUGAAGUCCUCUGGAACAAGAGGCUUCUGACUGAUUUGUUCACUCAGGGCUUCCCUCUUACCGCUGCCUGCUCAACUUGGACUGGUCGCAGACAAGAAGUCUGACCAAAAUGUUGCUCAUCCAGUACAUUUUCUGCUGUAGCCUAUUAGUUCUACUGGAGCUGGUUGUAGCCCAGUACGAGCACCUCGGCUAUCCACCAAGCUAUUUGGAGCCAGAGCAGGAGCAGUACUCUGGUCCCCAGCUAACGCCUGACACGCCCAGAAUUCAGCUCAGGCUGGGAGGAGACAAGAGGAAACACAACGAGGGUCGUGUAGAAGUUUUCUACAACAACCUAUGGGGAACUGUCUGCGAUGACGACUUUUCGAUCCACGAUGCACAAGUUGUGUGCCGAGAGCUGGGCUACUUGGAAGCAGUUUCAUGGUCACCAUCAGCAAAGUAUGGGAAAGGAGAAGGACCCAUCUGGUUUGACAAUCUCCACUGCACUGGCAAGGAAAAGACUUUGGCGCUGUGUCCCUCAAAUGGGAUUGGUGUUUCGGACUGUAAGCACAGCGAAGAUGUAGGCGUGAUGUGCAGCGACAAGAGGAUCCCCGGAUUUAAAUUUUUCAACAUUCUUCCCAACCAUUUGGAGAACCUUGACAUUCAAGUAGAGGAUGUGCGCAUUCGAGCCAUUUUGUCAUCAUUACGCAAGCGGAUCCCUGUGACAGAGGGCUACGUGGAGGUAAAGGAUGGUGGGAAAUGGAAGCAGAUCUGUAACACGGAGUGGAGCCACUUGGACAGCAGAGUCAUCUGUGGCAUGUUUGGCUUCCCUGGGGAGAGGAAAUAUAACGCCAGAGUCUACAAGAUGUUUGCUCGCAGGAGGAAGCCCUCAUAUUGGGAGUACGCCGUCAAUUGCACCGGCAACGAGGCCCAUUUGUCUAGCUGUAAACUGGGGAGGGAUAAAUCCGUGGAAUCCAAUGGAACCUGCGCAGAAGGGUUGCCUGUGGUGGUGAGCUGUGUCCCUGGAAGAGCCUUUGCUCCUUCAUCUGCGACUGGAUUUAAGAAGGCCUUCAGACAAGAGCAACCAUUGGUCCGUCUGCGCGGUGGGGCCAUAGUAGGCGAGGGCCGUGUAGAAGUGUUGAAAAAUGGAGAGUGGGGCACCAUAUGUGAUGACAAGUGGAAUCUGCUGUCUGCCACGGUGGUGUGUCGAGAGCUGGGCUUCGGUACAGCCAAGGAGGCCCUGUCCGGUGGUCGCCUCGGACAAGGCAUGGGCCCAGUCCAUAUGAAUGAAGUGCAGUGUUCUGGAUUUGAGAAGUCCAUCACAGAGUGUUCCUUCAACGAGGAGUCUCUGGGCUGCAGCCACGAGGAGGAUGCAGCUGUUAGAUGUAAUGUCCCUGCUAUGGGCUUCCAGGAGAGGCUGCGUUUGAGUGGAGGUCGAAAUCCCUUUGAGGGUCGUGUGGAGGUGCUGGUGGAGAAGAACGGCUCUCUGGUGUGGGGCACCGUAUGCAGUGAGGGCUGGGGAACCAUGGAGGCCAUGGUUGUCUGCAGACAACUGGGUUUGGGCUUUGCCAGCAAUUAUUUCCAGGAGGCAUGGUACUGGCAAGGCGAGGUGAGUGCAGACAGUGUGGCGAUGAGUGGCGUUCGCUGCUCUGGGACUGAGAUGUCUCUGUCCCACUGCCUGCACCAUGGAGCACACCUCAGCUGCUCCAAAGGAGGCGGCCGCAAUGCCGCCGGAGUCUCGUGCUCUGAGACGGCCCCUGACCUGGUGCUGAACCCUCAGGCGGUGGAGCAGACCACCUACAUGGAGGACAGGCCUAUGUUCAUGCUGCAAUGUGCUUUUGAGGAGGAGUGCCUGGCCUCCUCCGCCAAAGAGACGCCUCCCAACUCCUACCGCCGGCUGCUGCGCUUCUCCUCGCAGAUUCACAACAACGGUCAUUCCGACUUCCGUCCCAAAGCUGACCGACAGUCUUGGGUGUGGCAUGACUGUCAUAGCCAUUAUCACAGCAUGGAGGUGUUUACCCUCUACGACCUGUUUAGUCUGAAUGGAACCAAAGUAGCAGAAGGACACAAAGCCAGUUUUUGUCUGGAAGACUCAGAGUGUGAUGAAGGCAUUGAAAAGCAAUAUGAAUGUGCCAAUUUUGGAGAGCAGGGCAUCACCGUGGGCUGCUGGGACACAUACAGGCAUGACAUCGAUUGCCAGUGGAUUGACAUCACUGACCUAAAGCCCGGAGAUUACAUGUUCCAGAUAAUAAUCAAUCCAAACUACGAAGUGCCAGAGUCUGAUUACACCAACAACAUCUUGAAAUGUAGCUGUCGAUAUGAUGGCCAUCGUGUGUGGAUGUACAGCUGUCACAAUGGUGGCUCAUUAAGCACUGAGACCGAGCAGACGAUCCCAGGGCUCCUCAACAAUCAGGUCACCCACAGGUAAAAACCCACCAGCCAUUCACCCUCCCACAGGGAGAACCUCUGAAGCCCGCAGCCACUACACGUCUCCAUCUGUGGUGCAUACCUCCUGCCAGCCUCGGCCUUCUUCUUACACGCCCCCCCCAAAAAAAGAACAGCUCUAUUUUCACCAUCCUCCCUGCAAGAGAGCUGUUGAUGGAAUACAAUUUGAUAAAGUGUCAUAGGAACGUCUUUGUGAAUGUGCAGCACAGGAGAAAAAGAAGCUCAUGCAGGGUUCUCGUUUUAAAGCUUUCCUGCUUCAUUUAAUGUCGGGGGUGACUGCAAGGGACGCUUGGCAUUCAGGCCUUCCACAACUUUUUAAAAGGUUUCCCAUCCACUGCAGCACCUCUAUCUAAUGCAACAAUGAUGAUGGGAAUGUCUGUUUAUUCACCUAGAAGACAAUUUAAGAGAUCACUGAUGUUCGCUUAAAAUAUCCCAAAAGUGUUGGACAAAAUCGGUGUCAGAGCUUUGAAGUUUCUCCACCCUACACCUAUCCAACCAUAUACAGUAGCUUUACGGACCUUGCUUUGUGUGUUGGAGCGCAGUCAUGCUUGCAAAAAAAAAAGGGGGAUUGUCAAACAUUUGCAACAAAAUUGCAAUCA